UUUCAUUUUCCAGGUGUGAUGGAGCCUGCAGCUUUGUGUUUAGCUAGAUUCUUCAUGGCCUUUCUUCUUUUACAGAUCACCGUACUCACCCAAGCUAUGAGCUUGGAUAUACAGAUUAACAUUCAGGUUCCAGAUGCAGAAGGGGUACUGGUGGAGUGUACUUCAGGAAGUUUGAUCCCACCUGCUGAGAUGACAUGGAGAGACAGCAAGGGGAAUAUAAUUCCACAUUCAUCAAAAUUUGACUCUCAGAAUGGAUUAUUGUACUUGAAGAGCAGCAUUCUUCUGAAGAACAGAACACAUGGUCCUGUUACUUGUUCCAUUUACAAUGUAACUACAAAUCAAGAGAAAAAGAGAAGCAUUGUCCUACCAGAUGUCCUCUUCAAACCAGAGUAUAUGUCAUUGAUGUCAAACAGACCUUCAUGUCCUGUAAUAUAUUUGAUCAUUAUACUUGUUUUAUAUUGUCUCAGAGGAAUACUUGUUUUUUGUUGUCUCAAAUGGAAAACAUGUGCAUUCAUGAGAGGUAAAGAGUUCCAAAACUAUUUCUUCUUGAAACACAAUACUCAAAUGAAGCUUUGCUAUGAGCUUACCUGGGAGUGUCUACUAUUAAUUUUGUAUAUCAGCUUCCUCCCUUUCUAUUUGAAUUUCAGGAGCAGAGCUUCUAUUUUGGACAAUGCAUACCCACUGUACAGUAAUUGGCUGUGGGAUGUAUGCAUAAUCUUGGUUGUAAUGAUGCUAUUUUUCACUGGACUCAUUUUGCUUCUAUUUGUGACUCUAAACACCAAAGAACAGAAAGCACAGUGCCAGCCACUGGAGGAUGAAAUCCUACCCUUAUACCAGCUUUCACAGGAGUUCACAGAACAAAGGUCACCAUUUCCGUUCCUCAGAGAUUGCAGAGAGGAAACGGUCCAGCUCCAAGGAAGUAUUGUAGAGGAGAUCUUCAAUCAGCCCCAAGGAAGCUGUGAAGAGGAGAUCUUCAAUCCUCUUCAGCCCUUAAGAUUGAAUUGCAGUCUCAAUUCGGGAACCUGAGACAGUAAAGAAAGAGAAAAGGAUUCUGAUUUGAACUAUAAAAU
Peromyscus eremicus (cactus mouse) is the source of this 1070-nucleotide messenger RNA. RefSeq names its product selection and upkeep of intraepithelial T-cells protein 10-like. Bases 19 to 1026 code for a protein of 335 amino acids. Gene Ontology annotation, cellular component: external side of plasma membrane. Gene Ontology annotation, molecular function: signaling receptor binding. Gene Ontology annotation, biological process: T cell receptor signaling pathway; regulation of cytokine production. The transcript has 7 exons. NCBI's taxonomy places the organism in Eukaryota, Metazoa, Chordata, Mammalia, Rodentia, Cricetidae. The record is from RefSeq and is a predicted model, not a curated record.